Molecule: messenger RNA, 1256 nt
Organism: Neodiprion fabricii
Lineage: Eukaryota; Metazoa; Arthropoda; Insecta; Hymenoptera; Diprionidae
Product: zinc finger protein 830
Exons: 4
Coding region: 181-1056 (291 amino acids)
Biological process (GO): mitotic DNA damage checkpoint signaling; mitotic DNA replication checkpoint signaling; nuclear DNA replication
Cellular component (GO): spliceosomal complex; nucleus
Molecular function (GO): nucleic acid binding; zinc ion binding
Source: RefSeq, a predicted model, not a curated record
UAAGUAUGUAGAUCCCGUGAGGGUAGAACAGACUGACUAAAUCUAUCGUAACCUGACAACCUGCUUGACAUAAUCUCUCACAACCCCGAAAACAACACACAACGUACACAUCCUAACCUAAUUUUGUUUUAAAUCGUAAACUUGGUGAUAUUUGACAAGAUACAAAAACCAGAAUCAAUUAUGUCUCUGAGAAACGUUGGGAAGAAAGUGACGCAGACAGACUUGCGUCGAGUUAUGAAUGAGCACAAAAAGAAGCUGACCACAGUGACGAGAAUCGAAUCAUCAAUCGCAAAGUACACAGAUUCGGGUCAGCUGAUAUGCAUACUCUGCAAGACACUGGUGCGCAGUGAAGCGGUAUGGAAUAUCCACCUGAACUCCAAGAUUCACAAAGAAAACAUCAUCCUCGCAAAAAAGGAACAUGUCGAGCCUCCCAAACCUGCUCCGAUCGCUCCACACAGUUUUAAACGGCCUACCUCAUCUGCGAAUGUGGAAGUACCGAGCAAAAAGUUGAAGAGUAUUUUGAAAAAUGGCCCUGCAGUGUCAUCUGCACUGCCUGAUGAUUUCUUCGACAAAACCUCCGCAUCUAAACCUCCUCGUAAUGUUCACGAGGCCAAAACUGAAGUGACAAAGGAAUCGGCGGAAAGUGAGGAUGUCGAGAUGGAAGAGAAGGAGGAGGAGAAGGAUCUCAGUCAGACUCAGCUCCCAGAGGGCUUUUUCGACGAUCCUAUCAUGGACGCUAAGGUAAGAAACGUCGAGUACAAAGACCCGAUUGAAGAAGAGUGGGAAAAGUUUCAAAAAGAGAUUAAAGAGGAGGCUGCACAGUCGGCUCAGAUCAUAGCGGAUGAUCAGGAGGAAGCGACGACCGAGAGGCAAUUAGACGAAAUAGAGGAACAGAUGCGACACUGGUCUAGGGUCCUAGAGUUGGAGCGACGCAGGGAAGAAGUGCUGGAGCAGGUCGAGAGAAAGAGCAUAGCUGUAGAGGAGGAAGUUUCCAGCGGAGACGAGGCUGAGUUUGACGAGUUCCUCGAUUGGCGGGCUAAAAAAUCGUACAAAUAAUGAAUAAACUUGUCACGAUAUCGCCGAGUGUACAUUAUUUUUUUCAUCUGUAAAUACUCUCGUAAUUGUCUGUCGUACUCGCAAGGGUAUACGAAAUUCACGUUGCUUUAGCGUGACAAACAAUUCCCCAGUUGUAUAGAAAUUGAGUCUGAAUAAUCUGAUAUGAAAGAAAUAAAUUUUCAUAGAACAGUUUGGAGAAA